Molecule: messenger RNA, 3936 nt
Organism: Cimex lectularius (bed bug)
Lineage: Eukaryota; Metazoa; Arthropoda; Insecta; Hemiptera; Cimicidae
Product: glycogen phosphorylase-like
Exons: 15
Coding region: 71-2626 (851 amino acids)
Biological process (GO): glycogen catabolic process
Cellular component (GO): cytoplasm
Molecular function (GO): glycogen phosphorylase activity; pyridoxal phosphate binding
Source: RefSeq, a predicted model, not a curated record
UGACUCGAACUCAAUCAACGGAAUAGAUAUAAAUUGACCUGUCCUGUGCCGGCCUUCUUCAGUCGUUCUUAUGAUCCUUCUUAGUUUGUUGCUCAGAAUCAUGUCUUCUUUUAAAAAUCAUAACGAAAAGAGUAAGCAGAUCAGCGUCCGGGCCAUCACAGAUGUCGAGGAUGUCACAUCUAUCAAAAAAUCUUUCAACAGGCACGUCCACUACACGCUCGUCAAAGACAGAAACAUAGCUACAACUAGGGACUAUUACAUUGCACUGGCGCAUACUGUCAGGGACAAUCUUGUCUCAAGAUGGAUAAAAACCCAGCAACACUACUACGAAAAAGAUCCUAAGAGAGUAUAUUAUUUAUCUCUCGAAUACUACAUGGGCAGGUCAUUAACUAACACGAUGAUCAAUUUGGGUAUACAAGGAACUUGUGACGAAGCUCUGUAUCAGUUAGGUUUAGAUAUCGAAAACUUAGAAAACGUAGAAGAGGAUGCAGGUCUUGGAAACGGAGGUUUGGGCAGAUUAGCAGCGUGUUUUCUUGAUUCGAUGGCAACUCUCGGCCUUGCUGCAUAUGGAUACGGCAUCAGAUAUGAGUAUGGAAUCUUUGUACAAAAAAUUGUCAAUGGUGAGCAAGUUGAAGAACCCGAUGACUGGUUGAGAUUUGGCAACCCUUGGGAAAAGGCAAGGCCUGAAUAUACAAUACCAGUCAAUUUUUAUGGAAGAGUUGAGGAAACCCCUCAAGGGAAAAAAUGGGUCAACACAAAGGUAAUACUUGCAAUGCCAUAUGAUACCCCAAUACCAGGAUAUGGGAAUAAUGUGGUAAACACAUUGAGACUGUGGUCUGCCAAGUCACCAGUUCAAUUUAAUCUCAAGUUUUUCAACAACGGAGACUACAUUCAAGCCGUAAUUGAUGGUAAUUUGGCAGAGAAUAUUUCCAGGGUUCUUUAUCCAAAUGAUAAUUUUUUUGAAGGAAAAGAACUACGUCUGAAACAAGAAUAUUUUUUGUGUGCUGCAACAUUAAAAGACAUAAUUAGGAGAUUUAAAACAUCGAAGUUCGGCUCAAGGGAACCAGACAGGUUGUCCUUUGAUACCUUUCCUGAAAAGGUUGCUCUACAAUUAAAUGACACCCAUCCAUCCCUUGCCAUACCAGAAUUGAUGAGAAUUCUGUUGGAUGAAGAGCAUCUCACUUGGGAAAAAGCUUGGGAUAUUACAACACGCACAUGUGCUUAUACAAACCAUACCAUCCUACCCGAAGCACUAGAAAGAUGGCCUGUAUCUAUGUUGGAAUACAUACUACCACGCCAUUUACAGAUUAUUUAUCAAAUAAACUUCCUACAUCUUGAACAAGUAAAAAAUUUUUAUCCAAAUGAUACAGACAGAUUGCGUAGGAUGUCACUAAUUGAGGAGGAUGGUGAGAAAAAAGUGAACAUGGCUCAUCUCUCGAUUGUUGGAUCUCAUACAGUCAAUGGCGUCGCCCAGCUUCACUCUGAAAUUAUAAAAACUGAUAUUUUUAAAGACUUCUACGAAAUUUGGCCUGAAAAAUUCCAGAAUAAGACUAAUGGAAUUACUCCAAGGCGAUGGCUCGUCCUUUGUAAUCCAUCUCUAUCCGAUUUAAUUUCUGAAGAAAUUGGAGAAGAUUGGAUUGUUCAUUUAGAAGAACUUUCCCAAUUGAAACAGUAUGCAAAAAAUAGAUCGUUUCAAAAUGCUGUCAUGAAAGUGAAGCAGGAUAACAAAAUGCGCUUGGCUCAAUUUUUGGAAAAGGAAUAUAAUGUUCCAAUAAAUGUUGCUUCUAUAUUUGACAUACAGGUAAAAAGAAUACACGAGUACAAGCGCCAAUUAUUGAACUGUCUACACAUCAUCACAAUGUACAACCGAAUAAAAAAGAACCCAAAUGGAGACUUUGUACCAAGAACGGUGAUGAUUGGAGGGAAAGCAGCGCCAGGAUAUUACAUGGCUAAAAAAAUAAUUAAACUCAUAAAUUCGGUUGCAUAUGUUGUGAAUAGUGAUCCUGAUGUUGGUGACCGACUAAAGGUCAUUUAUUUAGAGAAUUACAGGGUUACACUUGCUGAACGGAUUAUUCCAGCUGCAGAUCUCAGUGAACAAAUAUCAACGGCAGGUACUGAAGCAUCUGGAACUGGAAACAUGAAAUUUAUGCUGAACGGAGCACUUACAAUUGGUACUAUGGACGGUGCAAAUGUUGAAAUGGCUGAGGAAAUGGGCGAAGAAAAUAUCUUCAUAUUUGGUAUGAGAGUUGAAGACGUCGAAGCUCUUAAAAUGAAUGGAUAUGAUGCUGAACGAUACUACAACAGCAACAAAGAGCUCAAACAGUGUAUCGAUCAGAUAAAAGAUGGAUACUUCAGUCCAAGUAAUGUUGAUGAGUUUAAAGAUAUCGUCAACGUACUUUUGAAAUAUGACAGAUUUUAUUUACUAGCUGACUAUGAAGAUUAUAUAAAAUGCCAAGAUAAUGUCAACACAGUUUAUCUUAAUAAGGAAAAAUGGGCUCAGAUGGCGAUCAAUAAUAUUGCCUCGUCAGGAAAAUUCUCUUCCGACAGGACCAUUGCAGAGUAUGCCAGGGAAAUUUGGGGGAUUGAACCUUCAUGGGAAAAAUUGCCUUCCCCACACAUUAAAUGAUUGAUUGUUAUUUGUAAAUCAUUUUAUGCUUAUUUUCCAUGUAAAAUAAUAUUGUAACGUCAUGUAAAAAGUGUACCUGAAUUUUUGUAAAUUUUACUGUACUUUUGUAUGUGUUUGUAGUAAGAAAUACUUUCAUUUUUAAAUAUGUAUCAUAUUUUUUCCAUCUACAUAAACGCAUAGUAUUUGUUAAUCACAUAUAAAAUAGCAUUAUCAAAUAAGAAAAAUCAUGUAAUUUGAUCCAUACAAAUAUUAUUCACUGAAGGUCGUGUUUGGAGUACAAAAGUUGUACGUUAACUAUUGUUAGUUUGUGUAUUUGAGUUUUUUAGUGUUGUGUUUGUAUAUUUUCAAUGAUUUAGAAAUGUUCAUUUACCAAAUCUCAUCUAACAGACCGAUUUAACUAGGAUUAGUAGACCAAGAUGAUUGGUAAGGGCCUGAGGAUCUUGACCACCUUUAGCUGUAGGUAAUGUCCAUUAAACCAUAUCAUGGGGUCUAAUAAUCACUGUGGAACAUUUUAAUUUGGAACAUGAAAUGUGAAAUAUAUUGUUAAUCGCAAAACAAAACACAAUUAUAGAAAAACAAUUUAUUGCAGCUGAAUAAAAUGGCUUAAAAUCUGAACUACAAUGGUACAAACGUUGAAAUGACUAAGGAAAUAGACCAAGGAAACAUUGUAUGAAAGGUUAAGAACUCUUAAAAUUAAAGGGUAGAUGUUGAGCAGUACAACAAAAGCAAUAGAGCUCAAAUUGUAUUUAUCAGAUAAAAUCUAGAUACUUCUAAGUAAUGUCGAUGAGUUUAAUAACAUUAUUAUGUACUUUUGUUAUAAGACAGGUAAAUCUACUUACCAAUAAAUUAAAUAUAAAAAAUUUAAUAUUGUCUUUUUUCUUAAAUUGGUUCUAUCUUGCUGAGUAUGAAAAUUGUGUAAAAUACAGUAAUCUCAAUGAAGUUUGACAUUUAACUUAAAUGCAUGCAGAAAAAUAUUAAAAUAAUUGAUAUCAGCCUUAUAUUAUAAUUUUGGAUUAAAGAGGAAUAAAGCCAAUUUGAAAGAAAAUCACUGUUCUUCACUCUUACAAAAUAAUAGCCUUUUUUAAAUAUUAGCCGGAGGGUGCUGAUUGAAUUGUAUUUUUUGGGGGAAAGAUAGCAUGAAAGACAAUGACAUCGGAAUCUACGAGACAAGUGAUUGACACGCUACCAUUUGGUUACCGAGAUCCCCAAUAUUCUUUGAUUUCAAAUUGGUCUUAUCCCUGAUUUUAUAAUACAAAAUUAUGACAUAAUAUUUCUUUUAGCAAUAAUAGUUUACAUAUUUCAUUGGGCUA